ACCCGCGCCGCCGGAAGUUGCCGAGCUGCUCUCAGGGUCUGGGCUGCGGCUGGGUCGCGGAGGGGCUGACAUGGAGCUGCCCGAGCCAGAGGCCGCCGCCGCCGACGCCAUGGACUCGUUCUUGGAAAAGUUCCAGAGCCAGCCUUACCGCGGCGGCUUCCAUGAGGACCAGUGGGAGGAGGAAUUUGAAAAAAUCCCCCUGUUUAUGAAGAAAGCGCCAUCAGAAAUUGAUCCCAGAGAGAAUCCUGACUUGGCUUGCCUCCAGUCAAUUAUUUUUGAUGAAGAGCGAUCUCCAGAAGAACAGGCCAGGACCUAUAAAGACGAGGGCAAUGAUUACUUUAAAGAAAAAGACUAUAAGAAAGCUGUGAUUUCAUAUACCGAAGGAUUAAAGAAGAAAUGUGCAGACCCUGAGCUGAAUGCUGUUCUUUAUACCAACCGGGCGGCAGCACAGUACUAUCUGGGCAAUUUUCGUUCUGCUCUCAAUGAUGUAACGGCUGCCAGAAAACUAAAACCCUGCCAUCUCAAAGCAGUAGUAAGAGGUGCCUUAUGCCAUUUGGAACUGAAGAACUAUGCGGAGGCUGUGAGCUGGUGCGAUGAGGGGCUGCAAAUAGAUGCCACAGAGAAGAAGCUUCUGGAGAUGAGGGCUAAAGCAGACAAAUUAAAGCGAACUGAACAGAGAGACAUAAGGAAAGCAAAGCUGAAAGAAAAGAAGGAGCAGAAUCAGAAUGAGGCUUUACUCCAGGCCAUCAAGGCUAGGAACAUCAGGCUAAUCUCCGAAGCUGCCGGAGAGGAUGAAGAUUCAGCCUCAGAAGGUCUCAGUGAGCUUGUCCUGAAUGGGCUGAAUUCUGAGAACCCUUACGGAGCCAGGCUGAGUGUGGAUGACCAGGGCAGACUGAGCUGGCCUGUGCUCUUUCUGUACCCGGAAUAUGCCCAGUCGGACUUCAUCUCUGCUUUUCACGAGGACUCCAGGUUUAUUGAUCAUCUAAUGGUGAUGUUUGGUGAAACGCCCUCUUGGGAUUUAGAGCAAAAAUACUGCCCUGAUAAUUUAGAGGUCUACUUUGAGGAUGAGGCCAGGGCAGAACUAUACCGGGUGCCUCCCAAGAGCACCCUGCUGCAAGUGCUGCAGCAGCCCAGGUACUUUGUAAAAGCCCUGACGCCAGCAUUUCUGGUCUGUGUAGGAUCCUCUGCUUUUUGCAGGAAUUAUCUCCAGGGGAGAAAGGUGCGCCAGGUAAAGUGACUAAGCCAGGCCCCCCUGGAUCUUCUCCCUCCCCCUCCUCAGCCUGGAGUCCAGACAUCAUUUCUGUCACCCUGGAGACAAGCCUUCCCCACAUCGUGGUUGGGGAGCUGCUGCUGACUUCCUGAACUGCAGCCUCUUCUGGUCAGAGUGCUAAGUUCCAGCUGGUCUUCACUCUCCUCUUUUGAUACAAAACUCCAUGCCUUGGUCAUGAUCUCCUUGGACUCACUGUGAGCUGUGUCAACCACCAGCCUCCAUCUCUGUAGGGACCAGAACACAGCAACUGACCUGAGGAGCACACUGGCCAGUGGAUGCUGACUCAGGAUCCAGUGACAUGGUUCUGAACCUUUGUGGAGUCAGAGGCCUCAUGUAUACACAAACCAUGUAUGUAAUUGUAAGGUAUUAAAGCUGAGAGGUUCGGGCCUCCCGUUAUUUCAUAAGCACAGAGGGCUGCUCGGUGGGGAUGCCGUGGGGUGAGAUGGGGCCUGGAAAACCGGGUCCUCUUUCUGCAUCUGUAAAGACCUACAAACUGGGGUCGUGCAGAACCCCUAAAAAGUUUGCCACUUUUCCUCAUCUUUGCAGUAUGGAGAACUGUGACAUACUUGGGAUAGUGGACUCUGAGUUCCUCUCCAGUUUUCACAUUUUAGGAUUUUGUGCCUUUUAAACUGGAAAAUCUUUUUGCGUGUUGAGUCGUUGUCAUAGGUGGUAUUUUUUCUGCAGCUAUUUGCUUCUUCCUUCCUGGAGGGUUUUGUCUGUCCUUACCUUGCAGUGCUCACCCCGUUCCCCAGGGAGGAGUGUACUUCCUUGCUCCUGAUGCAAAAGGAUGUGAGUGGACGUGUCCAGACAGAGCUUGCAGAGUCAUUGUGUGGUGGGCUCCUGCUCUUUUCCCUCUGCCAGGAGAACAUGUUUCCCAGAGAGGGGCUGUUCCUUCAGCCUGGCUGCCGGAUGCUAAGACACGUGGAGCAGAGCUAAAGCAGCUGGCCUGCAGCCACUGACUAACAUGAAUGAGAAAGAAAUGUUUGUUGUAGUAAUAAGCACUGAGAUUUGGGGGUUGUUUGUUACUAGCAAAGCUAACUAAUACAUCAUUAAACUGAAA
This is a messenger RNA of Camelus dromedarius (Arabian camel), 2330 nucleotides long. RefSeq names its product tetratricopeptide repeat domain 4 (gene TTC4). Gene Ontology annotation, cellular component: nucleus; cytosol. Gene Ontology annotation, biological process: protein folding. Gene Ontology annotation, molecular function: Hsp70 protein binding; Hsp90 protein binding. Bases 71 to 1237 code for a protein of 388 amino acids. The record is from RefSeq and is a predicted model, not a curated record. Lineage: Eukaryota; Metazoa; Chordata; Mammalia; Artiodactyla; Camelidae. The transcript has 10 exons.